GGGCCGAGAACGGAAGAGUCUUUCUGUGCCCCGGCGCCAGCGGUGGGCACGAUGGUGCCGAGCGGGGUGGCCCUGGCCGUGGCCGUAGCCCUGGCGGUGCCCUCUGUGGCCCUGGAGAACGGGCUGGCGCGCACUCCCCCCAUGGGCUGGCUGGCCUGGGAGAGGUUCCGCUGCAACGUGGACUGCCGGGCGGAUCCCCACAACUGCAUCAGCGAGAGGCUCUUCUUUGAGAUGGCAGACCGGCUGGCAGAGGAUGGAUGGAGGGUGCUGGGAUACCAGUACAUCAACAUUGACGACUGCUGGUCUGCCAAGCAGCGGGACGCGGCAGGACGGCUGGUUCCCGAUCCUGAGAGAUUUCCUAGUGGAAUUAGGGCUCUGGCUGACUAUGUCCAUGCCAAGGGCCUAAAGCUGGGCAUUUACGGCGACCUGGGCAGCCUCACCUGUGGGGGCUACCCAGGCACCACACUGGACUAUGUGAAGCAGGAUGCCCAGACCUUUGCAGAGUGGGGUGUGGAUAUGCUAAAGCUGGAUGGGUGCUACUCAUCAGAACACGAGCAAGCAAAGGGCUACCCAGAAAUGGCGAGGGCUUUGAACGCCACAGGCCGCCCCAUCGUCUAUUCCUGCAGCUGGCCAGCAUACCAGGGAGGGCUCCCCCCCAAGGUGAACUACACCAUCCUGGCAGAGGUCUGCAACCUGUGGCGUAACUAUGAUGACAUCCAGGACUCCUGGGACAGUGUACUUUCCAUCCUGGACUGGUUCUUCACAAACCAGGACGUGCUGCAGCCAGCAGCUGGCCCCGGUCACUGGAAUGACCCAGACAUGCUCAUCAUUGGAAAUUUUGGCCUUAGCUAUGAGCAGUCACGCUCUCAAAUGGCCUUGUGGACAGUGAUGGCAGCUCCUCUCCUCAUGUCCACGGAUCUCCGCACCAUCUCCCCAAGUGCUAAGGAGAUCCUGCAGAACCGCCUGAUGAUCCAGAUCAACCAGGACCCCCUGGGAAUUCAGGGCCGCAGGAUUGUCAAGGAGAAAACCCUCAUCGAGGUGUUUCUGCGCCCACUGUCCCAGGCUGCCAGUGCCCUCGUCUUCUUCAGCCGAAGGACAGAUAUGCCCUUCCUCUACACCACCAGCCUUGCCAAGCUCCACUUCCCUGAGGAUGCUGUGUAUGAGGUACAAGACGUGUACAGCGGGAAGAUCAUCAGUGGCUUAAAGACAGGAGACAACUUCUCAGUUAUUAUUAACCCCUCAGGGGUGGUGAUGUGGUAUCUCCGUCCCACGGCACUCCCGGUGCAACCCUGGCAUGUGGUCAGAAAGCAAGCCCAUGGCGAGGGUCUCCGCCCUAUUCUCCUGUGAUGAGGUGCAGUGGGUGGGGUGUGGGCCAGUGCCAGGGUGAGCUGCGAGACCCUGGGACACGUGGCUCUUCACUGAACAAGUGCCUUUUGCUAGUGUGCCCAGCACUCCUGACACCAUUCCUUAAUACCAUCUUGAUGAUGUCUGUUCA
Messenger RNA from Corapipo altera (White-ruffed manakin), 1495 nucleotides. RefSeq names its product alpha-N-acetylgalactosaminidase (gene NAGA). Lineage: Eukaryota; Metazoa; Chordata; Aves; Passeriformes; Pipridae. The transcript is spliced from 8 exons. Gene Ontology annotation, cellular component: cytoplasm. The record is from RefSeq and is a predicted model, not a curated record. The coding region runs from base 52 to 1347 and encodes 431 amino acids. Gene Ontology annotation, biological process: glycoside catabolic process; oligosaccharide metabolic process; glycosylceramide catabolic process. Gene Ontology annotation, molecular function: alpha-galactosidase activity.